This is a messenger RNA of Phycodurus eques (leafy seadragon), 3400 nucleotides long. It is a transcript of the gene ablim2, whose product is annotated as actin binding LIM protein family, member 2. Gene Ontology annotation, cellular component: actin cytoskeleton. Lineage: Eukaryota; Metazoa; Chordata; Actinopteri; Syngnathiformes; Syngnathidae. The record is from RefSeq and is a predicted model, not a curated record. Gene Ontology annotation, biological process: lamellipodium assembly; cytoskeleton organization. Gene Ontology annotation, molecular function: actin filament binding.
GUCACAUGACCCACAGCUCAUUCCAGAGCUCAGGAUAGAAGGCACGCUCUCAUUUAUUAUUACACCACUGCUGCAUAGCGGACAAUCCAGGAGCUCCGGGAAGGUUGCUUGGAUCUCGUCGAGUAAAACAAGGACUUUAUCCGUUGAAAUGCCAGAGGAAACGGUGAUUCAGCAGCAGGCCGUGCCGAGCCCGGUGGCGCAGCAGAAACCAGGACGAGGUCCCGUCGCCUGCCAGAACUGCGGAAAGCCUUGCAAAGGGGAGGCCCUGCGAGUCCAAAAUAAACAUUUCCACAUCAAGUGCUUCGUGUGUAAAGUAUGUGGAUGCGAACUGGCCAACGGAGGCUUCUUCGUGCGACAGGGCGAGUACUUGUGUACUCUGGACUACCAGCGUCUGCACGGGACUCGCUGCUUCAGCUGCCAGGACUUCAUCGAAGGAGAGGUGGUCUCCGCCCUGGGCAAGAUCUACCACCCGCACUGCUUCGUCUGUGCCUCCUGCAAGCAGCCAUUUCCAGCUGGCGACCGAGUGACUUUCAAUGGGAAGGAGUGUAUCUGCCAGAACUGUACCCAGCCUCUUCCCGCCAACAGCCCCGCGCCCAUCCAGGCUGUCCACAACUGCUGCGGCUGCGGGAAGGAGUUUAAGAACGAGCAGUCCCUCGCAGCCCUGGACAAGCACUGGCACCUCGGCUGCUUCAAGUGCAAAGUGUGCAACAAGGUCCUCAAUGCCGAGUACAUUAGCAAGGACGGGAUCCCCUUCUGUGAGAUGGACUACCACGCCAUGUUCGGCAUCCAGUGCGAGAGCUGCAAGAAGUACAUCACUGGAAAAGUCUUGGAGGCCGGAGAGAAGCACUAUCAUCCAUCGUGUGCCCGCUGUGCCCGUUGUGAGCAGAUGUUUGCGGAAGGAGAAGAGAUGUACCUCCAAGGUUCUUCCAUCUGGCAUCCGCCUUGCAGACAAGCCGCCAAGCAGGAGGAGAAGAGUAAGGUGACUCGGACUUCGUCUGAGAGCGUCACGUCCGUCCCGGCGUCCAGUGCCUCAGGCUCUCCCAACAGAGUCAUUUUCGCCAAGCUCGGAGAAGAGUUGCUGGACUACAAGGACCUGGCGGCCCUUCCCAAGACCAAGGCCAUCUACAACAUAGACCGGCCGGACAUGCUGUCAUACUCGCCCUACGUCAGCAACCCGUCCGAAGAGAGGCACUAUGGCGAGGUAGACGAGCCUUUGUUGGGGUCCACGGUCUCGCAAAAAGUUGAUUCUGGCUUCCUCCCGGCCUUGCGCGUCCAGGGCGACGGGGAGAAGUCACCCUGUCAGCGAAGGCCCUCCAGCCCCAGUUCCAACAGCUCCGCGGGGGGCUACGGACGGUACACUCCGUCCCGUUCCCCCCAGAACAACAGCCGACCAGGGGCGUCGUCACACCUCAACCCGACCACCUUGUCCGUGCUGCAGCGGCACAACUUCAUCCCUUACUUCCGAGGUAGCGAAAGCGGCCGCAGUACCCCCAGCUUGUCCGCCUUCUCCGACGGCAAAUCCCCGUCGUCCACCUCGACGUACGUGGCUGCCCCUCGCCAUUUCCACAUCCCAGAGACUGAGGUCAAAGAUAAUAUCUAUAGAAAACGCCCCAUCUACAAACAGCAUGCUUCCAGAACGUCCUGGCAGGAUGGCGACGAUAGCAAGAGGAGCAGUUGGGCGACGCUGAAGAGUGACGUCGACGGACCGAUGGGCCCCGAAGACCACCGGCCGUCCGAGUCGACCUGCAGUUUGCCCGUGAAUACCUCUCGGCCAAAUUUUCCUCAUCACAAAUCUGCAUCCUUACCUGGUUACGGAAGGAACGGCAUCUACAAGGCUGCUGAGAUGGUUGAGGAUGAAAUCGAUCCAGACUCCCGAAGCUGGGGAGGCACGAGAGAGUACAAGGUGUACCCUUACGAAAUGCUGGCGGUCACAAAUCGAGUAAAAGUGAAACUUCCCAGAGACGUCGAUCGCACCCGACUGGAGAGGCAUCUCUCGCCCGACGACUUCCGGAAGGUGUUCGGAAUGACUCUGGAUCACUUCGACCGUCUGGCCCUCUGGAAAAGAAAUGACCUGAAGAAGAGGGCUCGGCUUUUUUAGAACGGAGCCGAUCGGCGAUCGGCGCCCCGCCCUGGCCCCGCCCCCCUGGCUCAAAGCUUUCCGUGUGCAAUACAAGUGGGAAUGUCGGACCGGCAACUUUACGGAUCAGCUGCGGUACCGUUUGCAUGCCCCGUGCUUGUAGCGCCACCCGCGGUCAAACGCGCAGAACUUUGCGUUUUCGCGAUCAUUUAGCCCGAAAAGCCUUGAUUCCCGUCAAACGCCGUGGAAGUCUCCCACUUUUCUGCAUCCAAAUUUGCUAUUUUUUCCUGAUUAAUUCCCGUGGAAUUUAUUUAUUUUUUUUUUGUCCGCACGUUACCAAUUUUUCCUCAUUUUCACUUUUUUGUCCCUCCAUAAUAUUAGGGCUUUUUCCUCGUAAUAUUGUAACUUUAUUAUCGUACUAACAGGACUUUGUUCUUGUAAGUUUCGGACUUUCUCAUCAUAUGAUUUUAUUACCAUAACAUUCUGACUUUUUUCUUCUUGUUAUACGACAACUUUAUUCUUGUACCAUUUUCUUCUCAGAACAUAACGACUUUUCCUCAGAAUAUUAGUUUCCGACUUGUUCUUGCAAUUUUCGUACUUUUUUCUCGUAAUGUUCCGGCUUUCGUUCUGUACGUUUCCAAACUUUCGUUCACUGACUAAAAUGCCGUCGUCUCUUCAUUGACGUCAACAAAGCUUCCUUCACUUUUCAGUGUGGCUCUUUUUUUUUUUUUUUUUUUUUUUCCCCCCCCCCUUUUUUUUCCUUCACAUUUUUUCCCGUGAUUGGCUGCAAAAUUCUCGUGAGAACAUCCGACGUCCUGUUUUCUUGCGUUUUUCCAUUCGCCGUCUCAUUUGUUUCGAUACACGUACAUACUGUAUCUUUUUUUCUCGAUCCCGCAAUGAGUGACCGUUGAGGCCGUGAAUCCAAAACUCUAACUUUAUAUAUGAUAUGGUUUGGGCUCUCUUUCUUCCUCUUCAUCUGCUUUGUUUGUUGCUUGAAAGAAUCACGGCGUGCUGCAAAACUAAAACACAUGAUGUAUGUUCGGAUCUACUACUGAGUACGUCUCCCUAUAUGCUGUAUUGGAUACAUUUCUCUAUACAAGCCAUUGCAUGCUAAUGAUUCUUUUCUGUUGAAAUGAUAUGAUAUUAAACAAAGAUUGCGCUGCUCGCCGUAACUUAUUUAUGAUAUGCAGGAAGGGAUGUUUCUAUUGAAUUUUAAUUUUUUAGAAGCUGGAUACAUAUCAAGUUUAUUUUGCGCCUUGUAUGUAAUACACUGUUUCCUGUUUCUAAUAUUCCUGCGCCAUUAAAGUGCUUUAUCCAACCGCA